This is a messenger RNA of Acanthoscelides obtectus, 5608 nucleotides long. Lineage: Eukaryota; Metazoa; Arthropoda; Insecta; Coleoptera; Chrysomelidae. The record is from the annotation of a GenBank genome assembly.
CAUCGUCAUAUGGUUUUGUGAUGUUUUGUGUUAAAAUUGACACUGCAAGGACGUCAAGGAUAUUCUUGUUUUUCUCGUUUCCCAUAUUUUAAACGAAAUGACGUGAUUAAUCAAUAAAAUAUUCUAGUAAAUGGUGACGUUAAUUUGCUUCUAGUUUAUCAAAGAACCUCAUAUGCCGCGAAUUUGUAGAAAAAUGGACGAAAACAGCGACUUCAGCGGAGAAGUUACCGUUGUAGAUGUUUAUGACAUUGCUUCUGAUAUUGGGAAGGAAUGUGAGAAGAUAAUAGAUUUGUACGGCGCUGAUGCUGUUACAGCUUUAAUGCCCAAAGUGAUAAAUGCAUUGGAGCAGCUGGAAAAUCUGGCUACUAAGAACGAGAGGGAAAACACCUUAUUGCAUGAAUUACAAUCCAAGAUAGCACAGCUGGAAAACGAUAAAUUAGAGAAAGCUGAAUACCGAAAAAAAUUCGAGAGGGAGUUAGAGGCUAUAGAAGAUCAAUGGCGGUCAGAGACCAAAGAUCUGAUAUCAUUAGUAUCAAGACUACAAGAAGAAAAUCGUCGUCUUUUAAAAGAACAGAGCCCUGAAAUGACACCUACACAGUUACCUGCAACACCUGAUGGUGAUAUGCUGCAGAAACUGAAACAGAGCAUUGAAAGGCAAAGAGAUGAGAUACGCUUUAAGGAAAAGCUUUUGCAGGAAAAGAACUCUGAUGUUGACAAUUUGAGAACCCAAGUUGAGCGCCUAAGCACGUCAAGCAGGGAGCUGCGUCGCAAGCACAAGUCAAUGCAAGCUCAAGUACGAACAUUGUGCGAUGAAAGAGCAGAUUUUUUGGUGCAACUGCAAGAUCAGCAAAGAGACAUAUCUGCUUUGAGGCAGAGGUUGGGACUUGCUCAAAAGGAAAAUGAAGAUUUGGUUAAGUGUGAUCUUCCGAUACCGAGCAAUAAGGCUGUAUACGACUUAGAUGACCCGAACAGACCUCGAUUCACGACUCAAGAGCUCAAGGACAUCUUACAUGAACGCAACGAACUCAAGGCGAGAGUCAGCGAUUUAGAGGACGAGCUGGAGACAUACAGGCCUAAGAACAAAGCUGAAACUUUGAAGAAGCUUGUACCUAUGAUAGAUAAAAUAGAAAUAGCAUGUGAUAAGUUAUUGAGCACAAAUAAAACAGCGGCACAACCUGCUCUUUCGCCAGUAGUUGAUUUGUCACCUCUGGACGAGGAUGCUCCUGUACAAGGACCACUGCCAUAUGAACCGGACGAUGCUCCGUGGAAAAAGUCUGAAUCCGGAAUUAGAAAGUUUUUUCGGAAGCUGUUUUCGGAGACAGGUGGCCCGAGCAGUUUUCCUAAACGUAGUCUCUCCACCCUGUCUAAGAUGGCUUUGUCUUCGACUAGUGAACCCACGCCUGUGUAAGAUGGUACCCGGUGCGGCCUGGUGGUCGCUCGAUGAGAUCGUAUGGCGCACUCUAUCGGUUAACGACCUCGGAUACGUUCACCAUUGCAUGUAAUUUGUCUCUCUAUUGGACACGAUGAAGAAGGUGCUGAAUGUAUGAAACACAAAAACAAAAUCGGAAUAAUAUCAUUUGGACCCUUUAACAUAGCGACAUACCAUACACUAUUCAAAUCUCAUUUAGACCGCAUCAAGGUGGCACGUUCCAUUUUUUUUGAUUUUUUUCAACUACCUGUUUGCUGCAAUCUUGUUCAUCUGAUAAUUUCAUGGUAUGUAUAUAUAAUUUUUUAAUUUUUUUUGUCAAAAAUGCAUUUUUUGUGCAUUUUAUUGGGCAUUUUUCCUUCAAUCGGAACUUGUUAACUGAUAUAAGUAUAGCUCUGAAAUUGUGUGUGAAUAUUCCUCUUUUAUGGAAGAAUGAAACAAGAUAUUACAUUUGUUCUUAUCACGUUUCCUCUUCGAAAAGACUUCGAUUUUCUUGAAGCCUCGUCUUGCAGCAGGUUGAGUCUUCAAGAAAAGCAAAGAUUUUUCGAAGAGAAAAAGCGAUGAGAAUAAAAAUAAUCUCUUGUUUCAUUCAUCCAUAAAAGUGGAAUAUUCACAUACAAUUUCAGAGCUGUACCUAAUAUUUUGUUACGGUAGAAGUAAAAAUCCACGAUAAAAUGAACAAAAAAUGCAAUUUUAUGACAAAACAAAAUUAAAAACGAUGUUUUUUAGUCAUCUCUGAUGAAGUAAUCAGAUGAAAAGGAUUUAGAUUACUGAUGCAAACAGGUAGUUGAAAAAAAACGAAAUAGGGACGUGAGGCCUUAAAACAAACACUAUUGCGUGAUCUUCAAUUGCUCGGGCUCCUAUUGGUGAGCGAAUCAUAAAUGCCUUCGUAGCCAUAUGCGAGAAGGAGCGCGACAAUUUAGUGAUCAAGUUCUCGUGUUUAUUUUGACGCCAUGUUUGAAUACGAUGUGUAUAUCUGUAUUAUCAAAGUAAAAACGAGUUCUGUUUCUGGCCAAACCUAUCAUUUUGGCAGAUCGCUUAACUUGUGUGCAAAAUUCAGUACUUUUCACAUUAUGUUUUAAUAUCAUUGGUGGAGGCAGUAGGGGAAGAAUUACAUUAAAAAAAGUGAAAUCUGUAUUAAACACAAAAAUAAUCUCUGCUAAGCUAAAAGAGGGUAACUGACAAAAUUAUGAGAAAAAUCCAAUAGAAAAGCUGAACGAUAUGUUACACAACCGUUCAUGUAUGGUGCUUUUAAUCAUUAAUAAACGUAAGAUAGCCAACCUGAUACUACAUUCCUGCGUAUAAAAAAAUAUGCGAGCUGAAAUGUCAGAUAGAGUAGCGUCAUCUACGACAAUUUAUUACAGCAAUGUUUCCCCUCUCCGCAGUAAUUAGAAACCCACUUAGUGUCUCAUAGAUGUCGCUGUAGCCAAAUAUAUUCUAUAUGCCAAUAUAGUUGGCUGCAGCGCCAUCUAUGAGACAAGUAAAUUGCUAAUUAUUGCGGAGAGGAUAAAUAUAAAAAUAGAUGACGCUACAAUAUCUCAUUUUAUCUCGUAUAAUUUUUUCUAUGCGAGAAUAUGGUAUUAGGUUGAAGAUCAGGACGCAUAUCAAUUUGACGUUGCAUGGAUGGUAAAUGUGCAUCGUCGAGAACGUGUUUCAAUAAGUACGGUGACGCCGAAGUUCAGUGUUAUGAUCGCAAUGUUAAGCUCUCCCUUUACAAUUUGCUCCAUCAUCCUAAAGUCGCAACCAUCACCAAAAAUUCUUGCAUGUUUCUGCCUCACUCCAAAAUCGAUCGGUUUAUUACAUUUGGAGCAGGUGUGGAUGGUUCUAUAAAAAUAGGGAACCUGAGAAAUGGAGUGAUGUAACAUCAAGCUGUUUUAGUGGCCGUGAAUGAUGACCUUUAUAAUUUUGCAGAAUAUAAAAACUCACUAUUGGGUGCCAUACAAUAUAAUAUAACCAUAUGCAGAUUUCACUUUUUGCAAAGUGUUUGUAAGUUAGCACUAUUCUAAUACCAGUAGGUUAUCUGAAUUACCAUAUCAUGGUAGGUGGUACUAUCUUUUUAAUACAGAAAAAGCCAACGAUAUACUUACAGUGUGAUGCUUUUUAAAAUUAUACCAAAUAGUAAUUCCCAAUUAACAAAUAUUUGUGUAUUUAUGUUAGUCAUUAUUCUUUAAAUACGUAGAUGUGUUGAUUAUAAAAUAUGAAUUACAGUAAACAAAAAUUGUUGAAAGCAUGGAAAUAUUUUAAUAGUAUUAAACAUAUAUAGAAAAGUUGAUAUUUAGUCUUGUGAUGGGCACAAUAUGACAACAGUCGAUUAGCUUAUAUUCUUUUUUUACAUUUUUAUAUGUUUUGUAAUGUUGGUACUGUGAUAACUAAUACCAUUCUUGUUUUUUAUGCAUUUAUCUUCGUGCCAAGAUUGAUUUCUAUAAAUUAGACAAUCUGGAUUAUAUUUCGCACCAAUCUUCCAAAUUCACAAAAAUAUCAUUUGUCGGAAGAAUUGCGCUAUUAGACAAACUUUUAGUAAUGUGCUCGCAUAUUUUUAACCUCGUUUCAUAGUGAAGGUUGUCUCAAUAAGAGCGCCGGAUUUGAUUUUCAAGAAAAACGCAAUGUUUAUUCUAAUUAAGUAAGUAUUUAUAUUUCAACAUGAAGAGGAAUAGUUGCGAUUAAACAUGAAAUAGGGCAUCUGGCAAAUGGCCACCACGAAACUGCUGGCGCGGGGUCAGUCUUUUCUUAAAAUUCUGGAUAACGUUUUCGCAUAACUGUGGCUGUAUUUCGUGGAUAACGAGUAUUUUCUUUAAGGCGUUCAACUGUUCGCUUACUCUUUUUCCUUCACAUAGCCCCAGACGAAGAAGUCCAUUGGCUUUAGAUCGCGCGAUCUUGGUGAUCAAUGUUGUUCGCUAAACCGAGAGAUGACACGGUCUGUAAACUUGGUCCACAGUAACACCAUUGUCUCGCGUGCUGUGGCAGGUCGCACCGCCUUGUUGGAAGAACGUAUCCUCUACAUCAAUUCGAUCCAACUGAGGCCACAAAACCUCGGUUAACAUUUCGCGAUACCGCAUACCAUUAACAGUUUUCAGAACCCCAAAUUCGGCAGUUCUGCUUAAUGACGUACCCGUUCAGUUAAAAAUGUACCUCAUCAGAGAAAAUCAAUUUGGUGGUGCUCCAGCACCCAAUCAACGAAUUCUCGACGCUGCGCAUGAUCCAUUGGCUUGAGUUGUUGCGUCAGUUGAACCUUGUACACAGAUCUUUUGUCAAAAUUUGUUGCAGAGUGAGUCUGGUAAGGUUCAAUUCUUGGCCACAAAUGGAAGUGCCUGGAUUCUCGCCACACUUUUUGGCACUGCAACUAUAUUUUCGAGGGACCGACCAGGACGAGGUCUUCACAUUCAGCAACGUGAAUUUUGUCUCAAAUUUUUUGUAAUGAAACGGCGAACUGUCAACUUAUUUGGCGCAUAAUUGCGACCGAAAAUUGUACGUAAUUUGCGAACUGUUUCCGCGCAAUUUUCUCCAUUUUUGUAGUUUUCACAAUAAUUAAACGUUGCCCGUUUGAAUACUGCUUCAUGACGUCUAAUUGCGUGGUCUGGACAUGGCAGCUGUCAUCAAGUAAACACCAUACCGUUUGUACAAAAAAAUGGCGGCAAAUUCAAAUCCGGCGCUCUUGUUGAGACACCCUUCAUGAUCGAAUUGACUAUUGUAAUUCUUUCCUUUAAAGGCUUCAGUUUGAUAAAAAAUCCUCACAAAGCUUGCACAAAUUUAAAAGCCGACAUAAUUUGACACACAUCUAGUUAAAUGUAAAAAUUUGCCAUCUCCAGUGAUUUUUUUCUUAGAAUCAUUGAAUAAAGACGGUUAAUAAGGCAAUCUUAUAAAAAUAUGUGAGAAAUUAUUAGCAGUCUAUUUCAUAUAUAUUUUUUUCUGUUAAAAGUGACUUAAAUAUACUUUUGGGUGAGAAUCGAUUUACGCUAUUAUUUAAAUUAUUGAUCGUUAUUAUGAGCAUAUCCAGUUUGUUUACAUUUUUCGAUAGCGCAAAUAUGAUUUUUCUUUAACUAAUUCUAUCCGACAAGAUGUGAUACAACACCGAUAUAGAUGAUGUUUAGAAUUGUCACCAUGCAUGCCUAGAUGCACCAUGAUGUUAAGGAUUUAAGAAACUGUAGGAAGAAGUGCCAAAAUAAAAGGUAGAUGAUAAAGAUA